CAGCAGAAGUCUGCUAGAAAUUUCACUGAGGUACCGGAGGUUUUGCAUCGAGUAGUCUAUUUAGAGUGUGGAUUCCAAGAAUCAAUAAUGGAAACCGAAAGCCACUCGACGUUUUUACUGGAAUUUCACACUUCAAAAGACAAGUUUUCUAGUCCUGAUGAAUUGAUCUCGCCAAUUAAGGAAUUAUUGGAAAAGAAUAUCGGAGAAGUCAAAGAAGUUUAUAGAAGAUGUAACGACGAAUCAGUGAAUAUCAUCCUGGAUUGUGACAUGAAAUCCAUUGCCACCCUACAGCUCAAAAGCUCUGGUCUUAUAUUGAUGAAUAUUGAUGUUGAUGGGCAACAUUCUUCUGCAUUUAAUCAAGAAUUGGCAAAAAAGUUCGAAACUGAUGUGAAGGGAAAACUAGCAGCCAUAGCUAGCAAAAGCAUCUGUCCAAUCAGAAGAGGAGGGCCAUUGGAUAGAUUUCGCUAUCUUACCAGUUCAGAUGAACGCUUGCUAGAAUAUGACGUUGACCAUGUUGUUGCGGAUGUCCACUCACCUUUCCAGCACAUUCAAAUUCUUCAUACCAUCAACUUUGGCAAUCUCUUAGUUCUUGAUGACCUCCAGAAUUUAGCCGAAAGUGAUCUAGUCUACACUGAAACCCUGAUCCAAAGGGGAAAAAUUGACUAUACUGGAAAAGACAUCCUAAUCUUGGGUGCCGGAGAUGGAGCACUACUAUGGGAAUUGCUUAAGGAAGGUCCAAAUAUGGUCACCAUGGUUGAGAUUGAUGAAACUGUGAUGAAACUUUGUAGUCAACACUUGCGAUCGGCAUGCGGAUCAGCUCUUGAUUCCACUACUGGGCCUCAUCACCAAAUCAUUGUUGGCGAUUGUCUAGCAGAACUGGACAAGCUGAAAAGCCAAAGCGUUCUCUUCGAUUUUGUCUUUUCCGACUUAACAGACAUCCCUUUAUCGAUUAAACCCCAAAAUAAGGAAUGGCAAUUUCUACUGGACGUGAUGGAAAAAUCUCUUAGUGUCUUAAAGCCUGAUGGGCAAUUUUUAACACACGGAAGCGGCGUGUCUUCGGUUCAGUCGCUCGCCAACUUUGAAUUGCAUUUAAAGAACUUGAAACCUCCAGUCGAGUUCAAACGUUGCCAAGCGUUUGUCCCCUCAUUUAUGGAGGAUUGGGUGUUCUAUCAAGUCAGUAAGACGCCGAACAACAAGUAAAAAUAGCAUUAGACAUUUUGAACGUAUUACAAUUGAAGUGUAAUACUAUGGUUGCUGGACUUCAUUGCGCCGCUCCAUUGCCAUUUGAUGUAAAACGGGCGCCGCUACCGUUGUGACAUGCAACAAAUUAGUCAUAUUAAUGGGUUUACAUCCCCGCGUGAUCUUGAAUUGAUUCCUUGCAACCCUUAUUGCUGUGUUCAGAAAUGCACACUUGAUUAUGCUUCCUUUGUGAACCAGUUUUAUGCUCUCCUCAGUCUAUUAUUAUGAUUGCAGUUGAUUGUUUCCGUUAGUUAUGUGAUAUUUUGGCGUUAGCUCAAUAUAAUUAUUUGAAUUCCUUA
This is a messenger RNA of Daphnia carinata, 1538 nucleotides long. RefSeq names its product spermine synthase-like (gene Sms). The record is from RefSeq and is a predicted model, not a curated record. Gene Ontology annotation, biological process: spermine biosynthetic process. NCBI's taxonomy places the organism in Eukaryota, Metazoa, Arthropoda, Branchiopoda, Diplostraca, Daphniidae. Gene Ontology annotation, molecular function: spermine synthase activity; S-adenosylmethionine-dependent methyltransferase activity. Bases 88 to 1200 code for a protein of 370 amino acids. The transcript is spliced from 8 exons.